Messenger RNA from Zootermopsis nevadensis, 1811 nucleotides. Its product is annotated as transcriptional regulator Simba2. Lineage: Eukaryota; Metazoa; Arthropoda; Insecta; Blattodea; Termopsidae. The record is from RefSeq and is a predicted model, not a curated record.
GAGAAUAUGUAUAAAAAUUAUGUAUACUGAACGUCCCACGGUGGCUUAAAAUUUUUUCCACUGAAUGAAAGUGACUUCCGAAAACGUCAUAUCCGAGACGGUUAUUGCCUGUGCCUGGCAGUUGGCAGUACCUACGGUAGAAAAUGGCCAGAGGACAGCAGAAGCUUCAGUCACAAGCCAAAGCUGCAGAGAAACUGGCAAAACAGAAAAAGCAACAGGGCCAUAAUGCCAAUCUCCAGAAAAAGGCAGCACAAGCAGCUCUUGUCCAUGUCUGUUCAGUAUGUAAGGCCCAAAUGCCAGAUCCAAAAACAUACAAGCAACAUUUUGAGAAUAAACACCCAAAGAAUGAGAUGCCUGAUGAUCUGAAGGAAAUAGCUCUAUGAUAUCAUUACAUGUGGUACAACCAUCUCAGACUUUUAAAACUUUUUGUGGGGAACAUUACAUUGUGGGGCACUUCGGACAUGUACAACAAUACUCAUUUGUCUUGAUAACAUCUGCAAGUUACUGUGGUGAACAUUUCUCAGUAAGGGGGAUGAAUUAUGGUAUUUCAUUAACACUUCUUCCAUUUAAUUGAAAUAUAAUUAGUUUGCUCUGAAUGAAGUUGUUUUACACUGGUAACUUUUGUUUGUUAAGAUGUUAGGAGAAAGAUUUUGUUGUAAGCAUAAUAAAUACAUUUUUAUUUUGACAAAAUUUGAACUUUAAACAUAUUUUAAUGCCUUAAAAAUUCAUAAAAAAUUGGCUUGUGUAAUCUGAAGCUAUUGUAUCUUUUUAAGUUGCCAUUAAAAAUGAAGAAAUGUUGAUGGGUGCUCUAUAUUUUUGUUUCCUGGAUUCUUCAGGAUAUAGGAAGGGUCCAUUACCCUUUGAAACUGAAGGAUUUUAUUUAUUAUGUGGUAUGGUAGACUGUGUAUACUUGUUUUCAGGUUGGAUGAAAAUGCCUUCUAAAACUUGGUUUUACUUUUGAACCCCAGUAACUGCUAUAGUAGUAAUAAUUCAAGCAGUGUUUUGUUUGAUGGUUUUGGAUUUACAAUUAGGUAUGAUUUGGAUAUAUACAUAUAUAUACACACAUGAAAUUGUACAUGUGAGACAAUUGUUGCAUUUGAUGUGUGGUUUGCCAAGGUAUCAUGAGCUACCAUUAUACAAGAAAGCACAAAUAUAAUGUUUAAUAACCUUAGAAAUGAAGUACAGUUGUUUCUUGAUUUACAUAGUGAUUGUGUUUUUGAAAAAUGCUACGUAAAUGAAGUGGAAAAAUAACAUUUUAGUUAACCUUGGUGGUCUAGUGGUAGCAUGCUUGCCGGUUGAAACCUGGCUGAGGUUGAUGGAUUUUUAAGGGGGUGAUAAAAAUCCAUAGCAUGACUUCCUUUAGAGGCGAAGUAAAGCCAGUGGUUCCAUGUCGUAGAUUUACGGCAUGUAAAAGAACCUUAUGGGCAUGAACAAGAUGUUCUGUAAGCAAAAUUCAGCAGCCAUUUCUCACCCAUGUCUUUGGUAGAGGCUUUGUGAUGGGCUGAUCACUCUUCCAAGGAAUCCUUAUCAAAUGUCUCAAAUAUAUCAGAAACCUCCUAAAGGUGGCCCCGAUGCUCCAAGUAGGAGGAGACAAGUGUAUAAGAAGAAGAAAGCAACAUUGUGUUCAUCAGCAUUGUUUGCCAUGUUGCUCAUUACUAAUCAUAUUAAAAUUAGAAAUAAAAUUAUGUGAAUUAAAAAGUGGUACGUGUUCUUUACUUUACAUUAAGUGGAGAAAUUACUAUAUGUAAAUGUUUUGCUUAUAUUAUUACUGUAGUAAUUCCAAUAAAGUUGAUGAUAAUGAAGUGUCUGAA